Molecule: messenger RNA, 2792 nt
Organism: Acinonyx jubatus (cheetah)
Lineage: Eukaryota; Metazoa; Chordata; Mammalia; Carnivora; Felidae
Gene: SLC25A18
Product: solute carrier family 25 member 18
Exons: 10
Coding region: 519-1466 (315 amino acids)
Biological process (GO): L-glutamate transmembrane transport; malate-aspartate shuttle; aspartate transmembrane transport
Molecular function (GO): L-aspartate transmembrane transporter activity; L-glutamate transmembrane transporter activity
Source: RefSeq, a predicted model, not a curated record
CUGGGCUUGACUAGGCUGCAGAGUGGCCUCUUUGGGGUUUCAUUCAAACCCAAUCUGUUUACAGGUGUGGGAGGUGGGAGAGAAGCUGGGGACCCAGAGUAGAGGAUGGCUUGGUGACGACCUGCCCCAGGGGAAGGGGCUGUGUGGGCAUGAAGAGGGAGGGCCACUAACGAUACCAAAAGAGGAUGGUAAACCAACCCUUCCUGCAGUUCCUGCAGUUCAGCAGUGAUCUGGCCUAUAUCUUGGCAUCCAGAAAAGACAGAAGGUUCCUUACUAAAAGCAGUACAUGCAAGGUUUCUCAUACCAUGAGAUGAGUGCUGUUCUGAUCAUGUCAUAGAGGAGGAAACUGGCCUGCGGAGGCUCAUCAGGAGGGUGGCUCAGGCCAGUCUCCACUGACACCCGUGUUCUCUCCACUCUGCUGCGGUGGGCCACAGUCCAGGACACAGGCACCACAUCUGCCUCGGCCAGCCAUCUCCCUGAGGAGCCAGCAACCUGUGACCCAGGGACCCACCAGCAGAAUGUCCAGCCAGGAUUUGAGUAUUACAGCAAAACUCAUCAAUGGAGGUGUGGCAGGGCUUGUUGGGGUGACUUGUGUGUUCCCCAUCGACUUGGCCAAGACUCGGCUGCAGAAUCAACAUGGAAAAGAUAUCUACAAAGGAAUGAUAGACUGCCUGGUGAAAACUGCCAGGGCGGAAGGCUUCUUGGGCAUGUACCGAGGGGCUGCAGUGAACCUAACCUUGGUCACUCCAGAGAAGGCCAUCAAGCUGGCAGCCAAUGACUUCUUCCGGCAGCUGCUAAUGGAGGAUGGGAUGCAGCGGAACCUGAAGAUGGAGAUGCUAGCUGGAUGUGGAGCUGGAAUGUGCCAAGUGGUGGUCACUUGUCCCAUGGAAAUGCUCAAGAUUCAGCUGCAGGAUGCUGGCCGCUUGGCAGUUCAUCGUCAGGGCUCGGCCUCAGCGCCUUCCUCCUCCAGGUCCUACACUACCCGCUCGGCUCCCACCCACAAGCGCCCGUCUGCCACCCUUAUUGCCUGGGAACUACUUCGCACCCGGGGCCUGUCUGGUCUCUAUAAGGGUCUGGGCGCCACUCUCCUCAGAGACAUUCCCUUCUCCAUCAUCUACUUCCCACUGUUUGCCAACCUUAACAACCUUGGGUUCAACGAGCGUACCGGGAAGGCCUCCUUUGCUCAUUCCUUUAUGUCAGGCUGUGUUGCGGGUUCCAUAGCUGCUGUCACAGUAACACCUCUGGACGUUUUGAAAACUCGAAUCCAAACCCUCAAAAAAGGCCUGGGUGAGGACAGCUACAGUGGGAUCACCGACUGCGCCAGGAAAAUCUGGAUUCAGGAGGGACCAUCCGCCCUCAUGAAGGGAGCAGGCUGCCGGGCCCUGGUCAUAGCCCCUCUCUUUGGGAUUGCCCAAGGGGUCUACUUCAUUGGUAUUGGAGAGCGGAUCUUAAAGUGUUUCGAGUAGAGAGCUGGAGCUCAAGUCCCUUUACUUGCUGCCAGCUCUCUAGCAUAUUCUACUUAGAGAGGGAUGAGCGAGACGCCCCCCAUGUCAUACUCUGUCCUCUAACCUGUAGUGCUACCUCACUCUCAGAAGACACACUCUUAUCCCAAUAAGCAAGCUGGGUAUGGUCCCGUUCUCCCUUCGUGAUAUCCACAUCUGUUUUUUGGCAGGGUUAUAGCUACCAGGGAGCUUCAGAAGCCCUUAAGCACCUACUUUUCAACAGCAAACAUAGUAUGUGCUUGGGGUGUAUUAACUGCAGGAUCCUAACACAUAGUAAGAUAGAGGGGUUGUUUCUCCAUUUUACGUUUCUAGUUCACGCUCAAACUCCAUACACUUGAGUCAGUUUGAAGAUUUAGUGUUAUUUCUGAGUUAAAUAACUUAUGGUUAGUUCUAGCACUGAUUUGGGGGAAAAGGAGGAUCAGAAGUUCAAGGGGACCAUGAAAGCCCUCAAAGUCAGCACCUUGUUCAAAACCAAGCAGCUGAGAGAUUAGGCCGAUGAGCGGCCUGGGCUGUCAGGGCGGCUGUCCUGCACCACACAGACUCUCACAGAACAAUGUCCAUGGAACAUGGUUUUAAAUAAAACUGAUUAAACUCUCGUCUUGUAAUUAGUGGGAGCAGUAGACCCGCUGCAAUGGAUUGUUUUCCCUCCACCUUUCCCCAUCCAUCCCAGAACCAAAAUGCAUGAAAAUGAGCUCUGAGGCAGGUCUUUAGCACAUACCCUUCAAAUCACCACUCAUGAGGUCAGAGGACAGCCAUGGGGAUACUUUAUCUUUCAGUUACACUGGGUUUGAAGUCUUGACCCCAUCAUUUCCUAACUGCAUCACCUUGAGGAAUGGGAUCCACUGUGACAGUUCCCAUGCACCAGUGCCUUCGCCGGAGGGCUGCCACAGAGAAAUGCUAUCAGCAUGCAGGCUCAAGUCUUAGGUAAAAAAUGCCUGUUCCGAGAAUUGGUAUUUACAUUAGUCCCCAUCUAAUCUCACUUAUGUUAAUGAAAAAACGGCCAGCCUCAGUAGCCUCAUUCUCUCUAGAGAAGCCCACAUUGGAGUCUGGCUGCAGAGACAGACCCGAGUUAGAUUGUAACUCUGCCUACCGGUAAGAUCUUGGGCAGUUAUUAGUCGUCAUCUGAGAAAAAAAUAAAGAACGAGGAGAGGAAGAAAAGGCCCUUUGUGAAAGGGUUUAGGCCUAACACACAGUAACCCUUCUCCUCCAAUAAGCCCCUAGAUGCUUUUCUUUUCUGACUCUGCCAAAGCUAAUAAAACUAUUUCCUCAAUAAAGCUGUCGAACCCUCUG